Molecule: messenger RNA, 2142 nt
Organism: Medioppia subpectinata
Lineage: Eukaryota; Metazoa; Arthropoda; Arachnida; Sarcoptiformes; Oppiidae
Source: the annotation of a GenBank genome assembly
AUGUCAUCGAAUCCGUUGUCUGUAUUGGUGUCCAUAAAGACGUUGUGUCCCGAAGUGGCCGACUAUUGGCGGUCAAUCCCUUCCCAUAUGAAGACCAUUGUUGAUCUCAAAGGAUAUGUACUGAGAGAUAAUUUCAUCGACACAGACAUGGAUGACGUCGAGUUCUAUCUCUACGAUAUUUUACUUCGUGGCAACGAAUUCAUCGGUGAUGUCCUCCAAAAUGGAGAUUACGUUGAAUUACGGGUCAAGAUUGCGACCAAAAAGCGGAUCAGCUCUUCAUCGGAGGGUAUUUGCGAUAGAUAUAAGAGGACUAAAAGUUCUUUUAUUGAGUGCAUUACUGUCGACGACUCUAAUGACGAGUCAAUGAGUGGCCGAUCCUGUGGUCAGAAAGUGGUUGAGACCGAAAGCAUAUCCGGGAAUCAAUUGAACGCUUUAACUGAAGAUAUUGUUAAUGUUGUAAAAAAUCCCAUAUUUGAUCCAAUCAUUAGUCAAUUGCGAGACAUUAUUGGUGACAACACGGGUGCAGUCGGGCCGCAGUGGUCAUCGGGAAGCGAUCUCUAUCUGUCCGAUGAUUUACUUCGUGGCAACUCAUCCAUCGGUGAUGUCAUGCGAGAUAGAGAUCGCAUUGAAGUGCGGUUCAAGUUUGCUGACAAUACCAUUGGUCACAAAAAACCAGUAAAGAGUAAAUCCAACGGUUCCGUCGACUAUCGGCUCAAUUCUAGGGCCAGUAUAUCAUUGGCCACAGCAGUGGUCACACAAUCGGGUGAUAAAUGCCACACAAAAACUAAAGCUAUGAAAACAAUUACACCCGAAGUGCGACCGCUGUGGCCAUCGGGAAGUGGUCAGACAGCGGACAAAUGGCUGCACACAUGCACUGAACCGCACUGUGACUACAAGACUGACAGUAUGUUUGAGUUAAACCGACACAAUCUGGUCCAUCGGAUGUCAUGUGAUCUGUGUUUCGGCCGCACGUAUAAAACUAAACGCACAUUAGAUAUGCGUUACCGGCGAUCACAUCCGAUAGACCCGAUCGCCGACAGUGUGGUAAUGGCCGACAAUUCAAUAAUCAAUGAGUCCUCAGACAAAGUUAUAUCAAAGAGUGAGUCCAGCGCUUCCGACGUCUGUCCGCCCAAUUCUACGGCUAGUAUAUCGUCGGCCACAGAAGUGGUCACACAAUGGACUGAUGUCUGGCCGGCGCGGACAUUGUGUCCAGAAGUGGACGACUAUUGGCUGCCAAUACCGGCGGCCGUGAAGACCAUCGAUGGCCUCAAACGGCAUAUACUGUCCAAUGAAUGCAUCGACAAAGACAUGGAUGGCGUCGAACUUUUUAUGUCCGAUGGUUUACUUCGUGGUAACUCUUUAGUCGGUGAUGUCAUCCGAGACAAAGACCGCAUCGAAAUGCGGUUCAAAUGUGUGGACAAACGGCGGUUCAGCUCUUCGGCCGACAGUACUGUUAGCCGCAAACGGACUAAUACUUCAACAAAUGAGUGCAUUACUGUCGACGACUCCGAUGAUGAGUCAAUGAGUGGUCGAUCGGGUGUUCAGACAAUCGUUAAGAUUGAAAGCAUAUCAGGGAAUCAAUUAUCGGAUCCAAUCGUUAGUCAAUCGCAAGCCUAUAGCGAUCGCAUGCCAUCAAUAGAUUCCUCCAUUUCUUUACCAAAAGUGGUCAGCAAAUCGGUCGCAAAGAGUGGCGCAAACACUAAAAGUGCUGAAAAAUCAGUCAUCAAUGGAUCCGAAGACAUGGCCUCUGAGGCAGCGGUUAUAAGGAGUGAAUCCAGAGUUUCUGUCGAUUUUGCGGCCCGUAUAUCGUCGGCCACAGCAGUGGUCACACAAUCGGGCGAUAAAUGGCACACAAGUGAACCGAUACCAGUGUCUGAACCGAUGGCCGGAAGCUAUGAUACGUCGGGUGAGAGCCGAAUACAAUCGGUGGCUAACCGGCGACGACGCGGCCAUCGGUUCCCGUGCGGUUACUGUAGGAUCAAGUGCUUCACUGAAGACAAACUACACAGACAUCACCUCAACUCACAUCCCUAUCUAUUCCCAGACAUGCCGUGGAUUAAGUGUUCGCGAAAGCGGUGUUGGUUUCAAAUUAAAGAUCCCGAGACUAUGAGACAUCAUAUGAAUGGACAUAAAAGACAAUAA